Molecule: messenger RNA, 2160 nt
Organism: Schistosoma mattheei
Lineage: Eukaryota; Metazoa; Platyhelminthes; Trematoda; Strigeidida; Schistosomatidae
Source: the annotation of a GenBank genome assembly
AUGCUCUCGGAAGUCGAAGAAAGGGAAAUAUUCAAGAUUUGUUUAGAAUACUGGAAUAUUUUAGUUUCUGAUUUAUAUCGAGAAAGUCUUACAACUACGGUAGUUGGAACAUUGGCUGAAUCCACCACUGGUGAAGGUCGAAGUAAACAAUAUGCACCAAUUUUGUCUAAGCUUCGAAGAAUCAUGAUCUCACGCAUGGCUCGUCCUGAAGAAGUACUUGUAGUUGAAAAUGAACAUGGUGAGGUUGUCAGAGAGUUUAUGAAGGAUACAGACAGUCUUAAUUUGUACAAGAGCAUGCGCGAAACAUUGGUAUACCUAACUCAUUUAGAUUAUUCUGAUACAAAGAAGAUUAUGAUCGAGAAGUUGCAACAUCAAGUAGAUGGACGAGAGUGGUCAUGGCACAACCUUAACACACUUUGUUGGGCGAUCGGUAGCAUCUCUGGUGCUAUGCAGGAAGACGACGAAAGAAGUUUUUUAGUUAUUGUAAUUCGAGACCUUCUUGGACUGUGUGAACAAAAACGGGGCAAAGAUAAUAAAGCUAUUGUUGCGAGCAAUAUCAUGUACGUUGUUGGUCAAUACCCUCGAUUUCUGCGCGCACACUGGCGAUUCUUAAAAACUGUAAUUACAAAGCUUUUUGAAUUCAUGCACGAAACACAUGAAGGUGUGCAAGAUAUGGCUUGUGAUACUUUCAUAAAAAUUGCUCAGAAAUGUCGGCGACAAUUAGUAACUGUACAGUACGGAGAAGCAGUUGAAUUUAUUGAAGAGAUUUUAAAGGAAAUUGAUAUCAUAAUCAAUGAUUUACAACCUCAACAGGUUCACACAUUUUAUGAAGCCGUAGGAGUGAUUAUCAGUGCCCAACUUGACUCAGCUGUUGAAGCUAGACAGAUAGAACGACUUUUUCGAUUACCCAAUCAAAUUUGGGAUGGGAUUCUCGUUCAAGCUGCAUGCAAUAUUGACCUGUUAAGAGACUUUGAAGUUGUACAACAGCUUUGUAAUUUACUGAAAACAAAUCACAGUGCUUGCAAAUCCCUCGGACAUUCUUAUCUUGUUCAGCUUGGUCGCAUUUACCUGGACAUGUUGAAUGUUUAUAAGAUAAUGUCCCAAAAUAUUGGCCAGGCUGUGGCUACCAAUGGAGAGCAAGUGACAAAACAACCACUUAUUCGCAGUAUGCGAUCAGUCAAGAAAGCGAUAUUGAAUCUUUUAUCUUGUUGGAUAAAAAGGACUACUGACCCUGUUUUUGUGGCAGAGAACAUUUUACCUCCGCUAUUAGAUGCCGUAGCUGACGACUACCAAAAAAAUCUUCCUGCUGCUCGAGAGGCCGAAGUUUUAAGCUUAAUGGCUACCCUUGUUAAUCGUCUUGAAGACCAUAUUCUCCCAGCUCUGCCUCGUGUUUUAGAUGCGGUCUUUCAGUCUACUCUAGAGAUGAUCGAUAAAGACUUGGAAGAAUUUCCUGAACAUCGAACUAAUUUUUUCACUCUUCUACAGGCUGUAAAUGCGCAUUGUUUCUCUGCUUUGUUAAGUUUAACAUCUGAUAAGUUCAAACUGAUUUUAGAUAGCGUUAUUUGGGCAAUCAAACAUACUAUGCGACAAGUCUCAGAAACGGGACUCAAUAUCCUGCAUACAAUGCUUGUAAAUAUGUCUAGCGCGAACUCCGAAAAACGCCAGGUAUUCUUUAAAACAUUCUUUAUGGAUAUUCUUCAACAUAUGUUUGCUGUCAUUACUGACCGCUCCCAAACAGGAAAUUUAACUCUUCAGUCAUCGCUGUUGGCUUAUAUGUUUAAAAUAGUGGAGAACGACAUAAUCACAGUCCCUCUUAGUGAUGCUCCUGAGUCAACGACCGUACAAGGUUCAAAAGUAAAUGUACAAUAUGUACAUCAAAGCUUGAGUCAGUUACUCAAGCAAGUAUUCCCUCACCUUCAAGAAACACAAAUUCGCGUUUUCAUUGAUGGACUAUUUUCAUUUGAUCAAGAUGUAGCAGCAUUUCGUGAACACGUACGCGACUUCCUUGUUCAGAUACGCGAGGUCGCUGGAGAAGAUUUAUCUGAUUUAUAUUUGGAAGAAAGAGAAGCUGAGAUUGCUCAGGCACAAGCAGCAAAACUAAGACGUCAAGCUUGUAUUCCUGGAAUUUUAGGUCCCCAUGAAGUUGAUAUGUGUGACUAG